AUGCACUCCUCUUCAUACGUCGCAUCAACCUCGGUCCCAAAACCAAACCAUCAAGCGACUCCCACGAGAUCUAUGAGUGUGCCAACGACGACUGCACAGCAGACAACAUCCGGCUCUGGCUCCGGCUCGGCCACCUCUGCUGGUACUGGUGUUAUUGGGGGCGCUGCAGGUGCCAGUAUUAUUGGAGCCGGUGUCAUCUUCCUACUGUGGAAGAGGAGGAAAUCACACCAGCAAGAUGGAUUGAAUGAACCAGGGAAUAUCCGAUACGACUAUAUUCCGAAAGGCCAGUCGGAUCACGUUGGGAAGUGA
This is a messenger RNA of Penicillium verrucosum, 309 nucleotides long. RefSeq lists its product as uncharacterized. The transcript has a single exon. Bases 1 to 309 code for a protein of 102 amino acids. Lineage: Eukaryota; Fungi; Ascomycota; Eurotiomycetes; Eurotiales; Aspergillaceae. The record is from RefSeq and is a predicted model, not a curated record.